UACCUUCCCUCCCUGUACAGUAAUCAAUUCUUGUUUAUCAGGUCCCAUCAGCUGUCACCUCUUCAUUUUUUCCUCCCAUUAAGGAUCACAUCUUCCUAAAUUGACCUGCAAAUUCUGCUUCUCUUUCCUUGCACCACCACAGAGAUCAAGUUCUGUGAGCCUAAGUGCUCAAUUCAGAAGAGAAUGACAGGGGAAUUUGGAGAUAAAGAUGAUCCAAUUGAGCUGCAGACAAGAUAACAAAGGCCUGCAAUCAUCAUCUUCAUCACUGGGCUCCUCCACCUCCUUGUGAGAUACCUUCUCAGGCCUACCAGCAGGGAGCGAGAAGACCUGGACAAUGCUACAGCACUGCAAGGACAGCUGCAGCGGAUGUUCCAUCUCCAUGAUGCAGGGGUGGACCAGUCCUUCAUCGACACUCUCCCAGUCUUUCUCUACAAAUCCAUCAUAUACCUCGAGGACCCAUUCGAUUGUGCUGUCUGCCUCUGUCAGUUUGAGGCUGAUGACAAGCUCAGGUUGCUCCCAAAGUGCAGCCAUGCCUUCCAUGUACAGUGCAUAGAUACUUGGCUCAUGUCCCACUCCACCUGUCCUCUUUGCAGAAGAAGCCUUCUUCCCGACCUCUCUCUCACCGACAGUUUUGGUCCCGUAGUCCUUGUUCUUGAGCCUGGAAGUGAGAGCUCAAGAGAGACUGCUUCUGAGAGGGAGGGCUCUAUGCCCAAUGUUGACCUUGGUUCUAAUGGAGACGAAGACACUGGGCCUUCCAUCGUUCACACUUCCCAAAGGCCGGUGGAGAUGGCAGAAAGGGAAGAAGUUGGUAUGGCACUGCCAGUUUCAGAGGCUUCGGAGACAAAGGUAGUGCCCGUCAAACUUGGCAAGUUUAGGAGCGUGUAUGUCGGUGAAGGAAGCAGCACUGCCAACGGUAACUUGGACCAGAGGAGGUGCUUCUCCAUGGGUUCGUACGAGUAUGUGAUGGAUGAUAGGGCAUUGCUUCAGGUUCCCAUCAAACCACCAAAGAUGAAGCCCGAGCACCGGUUUGCGGUGUCGAAGUUCGGUUGCCAUUCGAGAAGGGGUGUGUUUAAAGGAUCGGAUGCACUGAGAGCUACAGAAUUCAGAGGUGAUGCUGGUAAUGUCGGUAUCAGCAGUCAUCUGCACAUGAAAGAGAGCUUCUCGGUUUCCAAGAUAUGGCUUCAGUCCAAGAAAGAGAAAUCUAUGGCCGGGGAUUCUUCCCGGCGGGCCCUUUCUUUCAGGACUGGCGAUGAAUUGUAUCUAAUAAACGGUAUCAGCCAUGCUGCUACUGCAUCUGAAUUAGAUCCCACAGCUGGGGAGAAGAGUGCAAGCGAAGUAGAUUUAGAUGUGGAGGUAGGAAGAUGCAACGACGGCGUCGGAUCUUGGUCUGAUGGGGCAUUCUCAUUUGCCAGGAGAACAUUGCUCCGGUUAGCAGGAAGGCAGAAUUUAUGAUUGUCUGUGCCGAGCAUUCUUGCAUUUACGAGAUGCAGGAGGUGAUCAAGAAAGACAGAAUAAAGAUCAUUGCACACACCCUUUGAGAUUCCCUUUCUUUUUUUUUGUCUUUUGCUUGCAAAUUCUUCAAGAAACUGAUGGAAUGUCAUAUACAUGUUUCUCAUCAAAAUCUGAAACUGAUGUGUUGCAGGAAGUGGAAUUUGUUCAUCAGUUUGACUGUAAGCAAAGUUGUCAUGAAUUGUGUUAU
Messenger RNA from Musa acuminata AAA Group (dessert banana), 1699 nucleotides. Its product is annotated as RING-H2 finger protein ATL13-like. The record is from RefSeq and is a predicted model, not a curated record. The coding region runs from base 367 to 1452 and encodes 361 amino acids. NCBI's taxonomy places the organism in Eukaryota, Viridiplantae, Streptophyta, Magnoliopsida, Zingiberales, Musaceae. The transcript is spliced from 2 exons.